This is a messenger RNA of Physella acuta, 1810 nucleotides long. RefSeq names its product ankyrin repeat domain-containing protein 16. The record is from RefSeq and is a predicted model, not a curated record. Gene Ontology annotation, molecular function: protein binding. NCBI's taxonomy places the organism in Eukaryota, Metazoa, Mollusca, Gastropoda, Physidae.
GUUUAGUCACAAGCCGUUUUGACGCUGCGUCGAUUGAACUGGGAAACAUAAAAUAUCAAAUAAGUGAUUUUAGUAACAUAGUUCUCAGCGGUUUAAAAAUAAAAUGAAUUUCCAGACCAUACAAAAAGCAGUGAGAAAUGACGAUGUCCAACUAUUUUCUCACUUUUCUGAAACUGAAAGUAGAUCGAGAUCUAACUUAUUUUCACAUAUUCACAAGAAAACGGGUGAUACUAUUGUGCACAUAGCUUGCAGAUAUGGUAGUCACAAAAUAUUAAAAUACGUUAGAGAAUCAGAUAAAAACUAUGUUCGUUUGUUUGAAGUUUGCAACAACGACGGGAAGAGACCCCUUCAUGAUGCUGCGCAAUACUCUCACCCAAACUGCCUACAGAUUCUGCUUGAGAGUAAAGUUCAAGUUGAUUCCCUAAAAAAGGGAGAUUGGACACCAUUAAUGCUUGCAUGCACGAAAAGUUCUACUGAGGUGAUCAGAAUGUUAGUAGAGGCAGGGGCUAACCAGUAUCUCAAGAACAAAGAUGGCUGGAAUGCUUUUCAUAUAGCCUGCAGAGAGGGACACCUCUCAAUACUUAAAUGCCUGCUGGAAGCCGCAUCUGAUUCCUGGAAUACAAAAAGUAAAAAUCUGCGGAGCCCAUUACACACUGCAGCUUUGCGUGGAAAAACAGAGGUAGUGAAACAUCUGGUGUGUCUAUAUAAAACAGAUGAGGAAGACAGUUGCGGUAUCACACCUUUAAUGGAUGCAUUGAGAGGAGGACAUGUUGAUACAGCUCUUGUAUUAAUUGAUCUCCAUGGAGCAGAUUUAACAAAGGAGGAUAAAGUUGGCAGGCAAGCAAUACAUCACAUUGCUCAAUCUGGUCAAAUUUUAGCUCUUCAUCAAGUCACUGAAAGGGGAAUAUCUGUCAACACUAAAUCUGGGAUUAGUGGAGAGAUGCCUCUUCAUACUGCUGCUAAGGAAGGACAAAUAGAAAUGGGAAAAAAGCUAUUGAUUCUUGGGGCAGAUAUUAAUGCUGUUGAUUUAAAUGGACGUACAGCUCUUCAUUAUGCCAGUGCUGGACAACAGUCUGAGUUUGUCAAGUUACUUUUGAUUCAAGGGGCACAACUUCUUGCUGACAAAAACAAUCAGUUCCCUCCCCAGCUAGCCAAAAAACAAAAUGUUCUGGAUGCUUUUGGGAUCACAUGAGGGUAGGUCCCACUCGGUAAAAAUUAUUUAAAAACUGCUCACAGACUCUCUAUUUGUUGAUGCUCCUAUGGAUGGAGGCUAAGGUGCCACACUUCCUGCUGUAUGGAGAUCGGAAGGGAAGGCAAUUUUAAAAACUGUAAACAUUGUUAAAUUAUUAUGAAAAAAACAAACACCGAAUUUUUUUUUUCAACAAAAAAGUUUUGAAAGACCCAUAGCAUGUCCUGUGAAAUGAACCGAAAAUUGGAUUUAAUAAAGACAGAACGCCAAAAAAUAAAAAUUCUACACAUUUAUUUUGUGUGUGUGUGUGUGCAGUAAACUUGAAUACUUGGUCUCAAGUAACCUUGAUAAGUAUGUGGAAAGAUCUAGAUAAAUGCUGAUAUGUCAAUGCUUUGAGCAAUAUGUCAGAGCAUGUACCACUGUCAAAAUAUAAUGUAAUUUUUAAACAAUUUUAAUUGACUUUGCAUUCUAUUCUAAUCUUUAUAGUUUUUAAAUCUGGUAGUGAAUUUAACUGGUUUAGUUAUGACACUAAUUCAAUUAAACACAGUGACAAAAAUAUAUUUAAAUUUCCAAAACACCCUCAUUGUCUGAAGGUUAUAGGUGGUCAUGGAAUAUAUCUGG